Messenger RNA from Verticillium alfalfae VaMs.102, 666 nucleotides. RefSeq names its product mitotic spindle checkpoint component mad2. Bases 1 to 666 code for a protein of 221 amino acids. Gene Ontology annotation, biological process: mitotic spindle assembly checkpoint signaling. The transcript is spliced from 5 exons. Lineage: Eukaryota; Fungi; Ascomycota; Sordariomycetes; Glomerellales; Plectosphaerellaceae. Gene Ontology annotation, cellular component: nucleoplasm; kinetochore; cytoplasm. The record is from RefSeq and is a predicted model, not a curated record.
AUGCCUCAAGGUGCACAAGCUCGCCCUGAGGGGCAGCGCCAAGCUUGUUGCCGAAUUCUCUCGCGCAGACAUCGACCGCUGACCAACGCCAGGUUCCAACGAGGUGUCUACCCCGCCGAAGACUUCUCAGUCGUCAAGAAAUAUGGCCUCAACAUGCUCGCCACAGCAGUCUCCUCCGACGACCAGGUCCGCGCCUACAUCAAGAAGAUCAUGGGCCAGCUCGACCGCUGGAUGAAGUACGGCAAGAUCUCCAAGCUCGUCAUCGUCAUCACGAGCAAGGACACGGGCGAACACGUCGAGCGCUGGCAGUUUGACGUCCAAAUCUUCAACCAGCACAAGUCGUCCAAGGCCAAGGCCGCCAAGGCUGACCAGGAGAACGCCGCGCCCGUCACCGAAGACGCGCCCGAGAAGACGGAAAAGGAAAUCCAGGACGAGAUCGCCGCCAUCUUCCGCCAGAUCACCGCCUCCGUUACCUUCCUGCCCCAGCUCGACGGCGACUGCACCUUCAACGUGCUCGUCUACGCCGACGCCGACAGCGACGUGCCCGUCGAGUGGGGCGACAGCGACGCCAAGGAGAUCGAGAACGCCGAGCGCGUCCAGCUGCGCGGCUUCAGCACGAGCAACCACCGCGUCGACACGCUCGUGAGCUACCGCCUGGCCGAGUAG